CACUGACGGCAGACAUCGGCCGCGGCGUCACGCUCGCAAGGGAUUUUCGCGGAGUGAAGGUUGUGGCAUUCGCCCAUGACCGCGCCCGCCCGACUCGACGGAGCGCUCGCAGUCUCAAACCGCACUCCUUACUCCACGGACCUUUACCCGUAUCUCAAGUGACAUCUCGAGAUGUGUCGCGGGAACUGAACAUGUGGUAUCCAGUGUGUAUUGUGUUGUGUGUGAGCGACGCGCGAAGACCGCGCUCGUAGCGAGACAUGUGGAAACUCCUGGCGCCGCUCCUGGCGCUGGUAGCGUUAGGCGGCGGCUCAUCCUACUCCCAAAACCGGGAUAUACUCGAAUGUGCCAGAUUCUCUACAUAGAUCAAAACAAAUACGAUCUCCCCACAGACUACAACAAAAACAUUCCACCCGGCAAGAACACUACGGUAUAUAUUGGAGUGAACGUGAAUAGAGUAUCAGGCGUAGAUGAAAAUAGAGAGGAAAUAACGCUAGAUGUGUUUCUACAAAUGUCGUGGGAGGACCCGAGGCUAAAUCUUCCACAGAGCAAGUCCUACAUAGAUCUCCCGUGGGAAUACGGUCGAUUGAUCUGGACGCCUUAUCUUUAUAUAUGGCAGCUGCAGACCAUGAGGAUAUUGAAUGUGUUUCAAGAGAUGGCGUCUCUCAGGCUCUACGCCAAUCACACAGUAUCUAUUAGUGCUGGUGCCACAAUAACAAUAAAAUGUGAAAUGGAUUUCGUCCUCUAUCCAUUGGACGUACAGAACUGUGCCAUAGACUUUAGUAGUUACAAAUAUACAAUAGAGGACGUGCGUUUCGAGUGGCGUGAAGUAGCGCCCAGAGCCGGCACCGCUGGGGCCCAACGUCUGGAGUUCCGGCUGCCGAGAUACGUCGUGACCUUCGUAACGGACAAAAGUAAUCAUAUUCGAAAUUUUGGUGAAGGCAAACAUUCAGAAGCGCGCCUGCAGAUACUUCUGUCCAGAGAACUGCGGGGAUACUUGCUGGAGAGCUACCUGCCAUCAUCACUAUUUGUCAUCAUAUCCUGGGGCAGCUUCUGCGUCAUUCCAGAAAUCGUGCCUGGACGGAUGGUGUUGCUUGUGACCACACUGUUGUCACUCAUCACCAUGUUCGACACAGUAAGUUCGAACUCCCCCGAUGCGCUUGAGUUGAAGUGUAUCGAAGUAUGGCUGAUCUCCUGCACGAUAUUCGUCUUCCUGGCGCUGAUGGAGUACUUUGUGGUCCUGUUCGGGAUCCGCUACGAUAAGAACUGGAGUAAACGCCGCCAGGAUUUAAGGCGGGCAGCUUCAACGGCACAACUUGCUCCUCCGAUGCAUGUUAACCAUACACAGAGACUGAGUACCCCAGUAACGGGAACACCCCAAGGAGGCGUGUUUACACCACAGUUAAGUCUUGAAGAUGAAGGUCUCAAGCAACAAUUUUCACAUCAAACAAUACAGAGGUCCUCCUCUUCGGAGAGAAGAAGAAGUUGGAGGGGAAAUAAAGUUGGAUGUGAGACGAGACCAGUUAGUAAGGACUCGCCUAUUUUGGAGACAAUGUCGUCAAACACACCGAAAAAUCGUUGGGCGCGUUUUUGCGCUGCGGCUGACAGGGGCGUCAUGUUUUGCGGCGCUCAACAUGGAGCCCUCGACAGAUACGCUCUCAUGAUCUUCCCAUUGAGUUUCCUGUUAUUCACCAUCAUCUACUGGACAACGUAUCUAAGUGAGGCUCACCGUAAAAUAAACGGGUGAUACAAACUGAACUGUGCAAAUGUAACGAUGCAUAUCAAAUUAUUGUGGAGAAAGUGCCUGAGACAAAGUGGUUGUUAUAGUUUUUAAAGAACACAUCACACGAAUAUCACUUAUUGUUAUUAAAAUGGUACCCAGUACAAUUAUCGACGUCCAGAAUAAUAUUUUGCUAUAAGCAUAUUAUCUAUUUAAAAUUAGAUGGUAAUAAUUCGAAUAUUAAACAGUUGGUUAUUUUUAAGAUAAUAUAUCCCUCACUUAUGGGAUUAAAUAAACAAAUUUAAGUUAUAUCAAAAUUUAUGGAUGAUGCAGUAUUCGAACCCGCGCAUUUCGGGUUACGUGACAACUCUCGUUCCAACGGACUGUUGGCUUGGUUGGUAAGAGCACUGGGACGUAACCCGACAUCAUCGUCCAAAAAUUUUGGUACAAAUUAAUCUUGUAUAGGUAGAUAAAAAAAUUGUUAAAUUGGAAUAUUAUUAUUAUUUGUAUAUGUUAGCAGAAAUAAGGAGAACCAAGUACUAAUACUAUUCGAUACUGUAUAGAUUUGCUUGUUUAAAAGCUUCAAAUAAUGCAGUUUAUUUUGCAUCUUGUGCUCAUUAUGUCUGCUAACAGAAACAGCUAAAUUAUUACGAGAGACACUAUUAAAAUAAAUAAUAGUUAAAAAACACUAAAAAGCACGCUUUAUAUAAAAUUCAACUAAAAAAUAGAAAAUAAAUUAAAAUUUAAAAUAGUGUAAAAAAAAUAUAUUUUAUUGUAAAAAAAGCGUGGGGUGUAGAAGAAUU
This is a messenger RNA of Leptidea sinapis, 2520 nucleotides long. RefSeq names its product glycine receptor subunit alpha-4-like. The record is from RefSeq and is a predicted model, not a curated record. The coding region runs from base 341 to 1744 and encodes 467 amino acids. The transcript has 11 exons. NCBI's taxonomy places the organism in Eukaryota, Metazoa, Arthropoda, Insecta, Lepidoptera, Pieridae. Gene Ontology annotation, biological process: chloride transmembrane transport; nervous system process; signal transduction. Gene Ontology annotation, cellular component: neuron projection; synapse; membrane. Gene Ontology annotation, molecular function: chloride channel activity; transmembrane signaling receptor activity; neurotransmitter receptor activity.